AUGUAUGUCAACAAAGUUUUGGAGUUAAAUAUCAAUGACAUUGUUCAUGAUAUCAACGUAUUUUAUAAAAACAGUAAAAUAAAUAAUACUUCAGGCCCACUUGAAGUAAUAAAUACAAAAUAUUCUUUUUGUAAAAAAUCAAUAUCACAAUAUGAUGACACAUUUGUUAUACAUUUAGAAAAAGUUAUUUUGAUAUGUAUUCAACAACUGGAAAAAUGGAAUUUCUUUAAAUAUGAAAAUCCUUUAAUUGAUACCAACAAAAUCGAUAAAUGUCUUUGCGUACCAAAUUUAAACUUAAUAAUUCUACAAAAAGGAAAUCAAAUAUUUGUCGAAGAAUUUCAAACAGUUUUUACUAACAAUAAAAUAAAUGAGCUGAACUUGCUAACACGAAAUAGCAUAUCAGUUCCAUCGAUUUUCUUUUUUGUUUUCGAAGAUCUUCUGCACAUUCUCGAUAAAAAUGGACAAUUAUGGCAAAUGAAUAUCAAGGAUUGUCUAAAUCCCUCGCCUCAAAUGGAAAUUGUGAAAACCUUUGAACUUCCAAAAAAUAUCAAUGAAAUAUAUUUUAAAAUUGAAAAUAAACAAACUUUAGUCAUUUCUUAUAUAAAUGAAAAAGAAAAAUGUAUCUAUAUAGUUAUAUAUAAUAUAAAAACAAAUAAUUCACAAAAAAAUAAAUUACCUAUACCUAAUGAUAUAAAAUUUGAAAAAGGCACAAAGAAUAUCACUUCAGUAUCUUUAAAUAAAAAUUAUUUUAUUAUAACUUUUAAUUCAAAUGAAUUAUUCAUAUUUAAAAGAGAUGAAAAUGAAAAAAAUAAUAUAAACAACAUACAUAAUGAAAUAACAAAAUCUCAAAAUAAAGACAGUUACUUAACUAGCCAUUUUCAUAAAUUUUUAGGAGAAAAACAAUGUAGUCAGCUAAAAUAUUUUAAUAAUAAAAGUUUACAAGAAAUUGAAAAAUACACAUUAGAAUAUAUUAAUAAAAUAUCAGAAAUUUCAUCUGUAUCUAUAAAUGAUGAUAAUAUUUUAUUCUUAAUUUAUAGUGCAAAAUUUUUAGAAAAAAAUACACAAAAUAAAUUAAACAAUAAUAAAUAUGCAUCUAUGUUUCAAACGUUUACAGAUGGAAUACAUAAAUAUUAUCAAAAGAUUGAAAGUUAUUCUUUUUCAAAAAUGUUUGGCUCAGAUAAUAUGAAUUCUACUAACUUAUUAUAUGAUAUAAGUCACAAUUUAUACAAAAGAAAUAAUAUGCAUGUAACUUUAGUAAAUAUCGAAAACAAUACAGAAUCUAAUCUAAACACAUCAUUACAUAAAAAUUAUGUUUCAACAAAAAUAGAUCCACUUUGGAAUGAUCUAGCUAGCGAUGAUAUACAAUUCAAUUUUGUUACACAUCUAUAUAGUCAGACAAUAAAAAAAUUAACAAGCCAUUUUAAUAAUAUUUAUGAACAAAAAGAAUUAAAGGAUGAUGAAAAAAUAAAAGAACUUUUAAAAUAUAGUAAAUAUUUAAAUAUUCAUGAAAUAAAUCAAAAUAAAAUAAAAGCAUUUAACAAAGAAUUUGAUGAUGACAAAAUAGAAAAAGAAUUUUUAUAUAUGGGCUUCUUAAAAGAUUUAACAAGCAAUAAAAAAUAUCUUUCUCCUUUAGAUUCAUAUAACAAUAUAUAUUUAUGUAAAAUAGAUGAAUAUUAUUUAAUUUUACAAAAUUCAGAACAAAAUUUUGAUUUAAUAUUAUAUAAAUUUAAAUUUUUAAAUAAACAAGAAUUAUUAUUACAUUUAUUUUUUCAUAAUUAUUACGAUGCAGUAUUAAAAUCGGAAUUAUAUUUAUUUACUGUACUUCAUCAAUUUUUUAUUUAUUCAAUUUAUGAUUAUAAUGGACGAUACUUGGAUUCUUCACUUCUCGACUAUCAGUGUCUCUUCAAGAUACGAGACUUAUUUGCUUUUCUCGGUCGAGCAGUUACUUAUGAUCCAUUUUUAGUUCGAGCUAGUUCAGAGGAAGUUAUCAAAUUGCUAAGUUUAAAGGAAGAUGCAUAUAAUGCUGGACCACCUAUACUAACAAAUAUGAACUAUGGAGAAGAAAAUAAUAAUUAUGAUCAUUUUGUUUAUACCCUUUCAAAAGAUGAACAUAUAUAUUAUCCCUCUAAAUAUAUAAAUAAAUAUCAUCUUGUCAACAAAAUAAAUAUAACUAAAUCAGAUAUACAUAUCGAUAUUGAUAUACAAUUAAAUAAAUUAAAAAAUGUUUUAUUUACUGCUCUUAGAUUAAUAUGUUAUAUAUUAAAAGAAAAUGAAAACUAUGAUGAAAUUUCUGACUGUUCAGAUCAAAAUGAAAUGGACGAACAUUUAUUUAUAACCACAAUUACACAAGCUAAUUUGAAAAAGCGUUAUCAAGGUUGGCUAGAUAUUGAAGUGCCCGAUCAAAGUAGUGAGUCUAGCCAAGGCACCAGCUCCGAUCGAAGUUCUAGAUGGAGUGACUAUGAAAACGAGGAAGAAAACGAGGAAGAAAAUGAGGAAGAAAAAGAAGAAAACGAGAAAAGGGAAUAUUUAUUUGAUUUGGAUUAUAAAGCUUUUGAGCCAACUAUUGAAAUAAUAAAUACAAAUGAAGAUAUGAAAAAUAUAUUGUUAAAGUAUAAAAUAGAGUUACUACAACAAGUGUACAAAUAUAAAGCAUUUAAAUAUUUAAUAAAAUUGUUGGAAAGAGAAAGAAAAAAUAAAAGUUCUUACUAUAUAGCUAAAAAAAUUAUAAAAAAUGGACACCCUGGUAAAUGUGCUACUACAACUACUAAUAAUAAUAAUAAAAGCAACAUCACUGAUUUGUUCAAUAUAUUCAAAACAAAUGAAGAAGCAAAUGAAAAAAAUGAGAUGAAUGCAGAAAGUGUACCUGAAGAAAGCACUUCCAAUUAUAGUUAUUCAUUUUCUGACUAUGAUCAAAAUUAUGAAAAUAAAAAUUUGACUGAUAUACCAGAUUGUGAUAAAAAAAGUACAAACAUAUAUCUUAUCAAUUGGACAAAAUUUAAAUAUGAUUAUACUCCAUUCGAUAUUAUAAAAUAUUUUUUAAUAAAUAAAAAUUAUAUUUUAAUUAAAAUUUUUUAUAAAUAUUUUAAAUGUUAUAUAGAUAAUAAUUGGCAACAAAUUUUUUAUUACAUUCCUCUAAAUACAAAAAUCGAAGAUUUCUUUUUUCUCUUACCUCGUAUUAAAAAAAUAAACAUAUUAUCAAGCAAGUCGGAUAGUCUUGAAAAUGGUUUGCCAAAAAUAAGUUCUACACAAGAACAGUUUAAUCAAGACUCCAAAUCAAAUAAUACCCAAAAUCAAGCACAUUCUAGCAUAUCAAAUAAUGGUGAAACAUUAAAAAUGAGCAACAACAAACGUAACUCUAAAUUUGAAUGCCCAUCCUUACCCUUCGAACAUAAAAAAUAUAAUGUUAAUAAAAAAAAUACUUAUGAAAUAUACUGUUCAGAAAAUGAUUUUUUUGAAUUUUUUAUAAUUCGAUGUAUAAAAAUAAUAACAGAAACUCAUUUAAUUCGAAGCAGAUUAUUGAUGUUUGUUUAUGUAUCAAUGAAAAUAGCUAAUCAAAAUAAUAUAUAUAAAAUAUUUAACUACGAUAAAAUAAAAAAAAAAUACACAUAUAAUUGUAACUAUUUUAAUCGCUUUGUCAAAAAAAUGAAUACUAAACAAAAUGAGAAAAACACAUCAAUAAGUCUCGAAGAUUGGAAAGAAGAAACUGAAGAUAAUAAUAUUGCACGAUCUAACUCGAUGGGCAAUGAAAACAAUAAUUAUAUGAACCCCCAAACAAGCCAUUCUUACAAUAAAUUCGAAAACACACAAAAUGAUAGCAACCCUGAUAGUGGUGAAAAUGUGACUAUACAAAAGGAAGAAAACUGGAAUGAUUCCAAUUUAUGUGAUCCAAAUUUUAUAAAAAAUAAAUUACAAAUAUAUUUAAAAAAAAAUAAUAUUAAAAAUAAAAAUGUAAUACUAAUAUAUAGUCUUUUUAUACUAAUUAAGAUGUAUUUACAAUCUAAAGAGAACCAUAAAAAUAUAAAAUUUGAAGAAUUUCUAUUAAUGGAUAUAUAUAAAAAAUUAUGUCUAACUAUAGAUUUUGACAAAAAAUAUAUUUCCUAUGAAUAUGAUCAAGAAAAUGCCAAUAUAAGUUUAUUUUAUAAUAAAAUAAUAGAUGCAUUAUCUAAUUAUAAAUAUAUUAAUGCAUAUAUAAUGACAUCUAAAGAAUCUUAUUAUUCCAUUUUUGAAAAUGAUAUAGUUGAAUUAUAUUUUAAAAAUCCAGCAAAUGUUUUAGAAUCAAUUUAUUUUAAUAUAUUAUACACAUCAGAACAACUUUAUGUCAUCUUUUGUUUAACAACAUUAAAGCAAUUGCAAUUCAAACAUUUUACUCGACCUAUCAUUCAUGCUGAUAAUAAAAAUCGUAUAUUUACACAAGUCCCUUUCAAAACAUUUGAAAAUAUUUCAAAAAAUGCCAUAAAUUAUAAUAAAAAAAAGGAUAGAAAAAAUACAAAGAUAGAUGAAAUAUACAUAUUCUUAAAAUAUAUACAUUAUGCUUAUAAACAUAAAAUUAUUCUAAAUGAUAAUUAUCAGUUUUGCUACCUAUUUUUAAUUAUUUUUUAUAAAUACAUUAAAAUUAAUUUGAUUCAUUUUAUCUCAAUAUUUAACGAUUUUUAUAAUCUCUUCCCCAAAAAUGUAACAACCAAACCUCAGACAUAUCAACUAACCCAAGAAUAUUCUCUAAACACACACCAUAAAAAUAGUGAACACGAUUUUUGCCAUUCCAAACAAGACUUCUCAAACUCAACACACUUUGACAUUAACUCCAUUUUCAAAAAAAAAAAAGAUAAUGAAAAAAAUGUAGUAAUGCAUAAUGAACAUUUAGAAUAUAUAAUAAACUGCUAUACCGAUAAAGUCAGAACAAAUCAAGAAGACGAAGACGAGGAUGAAAAAGCGGGAAGUAGCUACACACCAAAUUGUGAACUUGUUGAAAAAUACUUAGACAUAUUUGAAAAACAUUUAAACGCUUUAGAUAUUAUAAAAUUUUUAAAUAAAGAAAUAAAUAAUGAAGAAAAUAAAUUAAAUAUAAAUAUCAAUAUUAUUAUUAGUUCUAAAAAUAAUAUGAAAAAAAAUAUAUUAAAUAUAUUUAAAAUAUUUAAAUAUAUAAUAUUAUAUACUAAUUAUAAAGAUGAUAAUUUUACACAAAAUUGUUUACAAGUAUAUUACAACCUUUUUAAUUCUGUACAAGUUCAUAUUUUCUUUUUCAUUCUAUUUUAUAUUAUAUUAUUUUAUUCAAACGACUUCAGAUAUUUACAUUUGUUUAUCAAAUAUUAUGAUGACCAAUAUCCAGAUUUAAAAAAUGUUCAUGACUAUUCGAAUGUUAUAAAUUAUUUAAUAUUAGCCAAAGCAAAAACGAUAACUAUAUAUGACAAUUUUUACAAUUUUUAUAAUUUUUUGAAAAAAGUUACAUCGCAAAAAGGGAUUUUCAGCCAAGUUGACAAAAUUAAAGAAACUGUUUUGUGCUUAAAAACAAUGCUAUAUAUACAAAAAGUUUUAAAUAAAUCUGAUACAAAUAAAGAAGAUUGUGUAAAUACAAACAUUCAAACAAAAUCUAAUGAAGAUAUAUAUCAUUCUUUUUCAAAACUAAUUGUACAAACACAAGAAACACCAGAUAUAAUCAAAAAUGUUAAUUCUUUAAAUAAUAUUGAUUCGAAUCAAGUUAAUUAUAAAACUGUUAAUAUAAAUUAUACUUCGAAACAUAUUAUUUAUGAUAAUUAUAUAGCUAUACAUACAGAAAAAAAUAAAUUUAAAAUAUUUAAAAAUAUUAUUGAAUAUAAUAUAGCUAUAUGCUAUAAUUACAAAAGGGUAAUCAAACUAAUAAAGCAAUUGCAAAUUGAUAAGCCUGAACAAGUACUAGACUCUAUUGCAUUUGCUGUAAGUGUCAUAGUUUCACAUAAUGGAGAUCAAACAAAUUCAAAAACUGACAUCAAUAUAGAUCCCAUUAAAAACGAGCCUUUAGUCACAUUUUAUUUGAUCCUGUUUAUGAUAUCUUCUCAAAAUAAAAAACUAAAAAAAUAUAAAACGUUUAUUCAAAAUGUUAUGACCUACUAUACAAUCUUACUACCACAUAAUCCUCAGUAUGUAUAUAAUUUAUCUCUAUUUUUUUCAUCCUAUUUAUGCUCAGAUUAUUCAUUUUUUGUUAAUAAUAUAUACAAAUAUAUUUGGAAAAAAACUGACCUCACCUCAAUCAUCAAUCAUCAAAAUGUAGCAAUAAAUAAUAUGAACACGAUUUCUCAUAAUUUUACAACAACUUAUGAUUUACUUCAAGAUAUUUCAUUAAAAAAAAAUGACUUUUCAUCGUUUUCUCCAAAUUGUAAAGCCUCUUCCACUUCUAACUGUUCAGAAAAAAUAAAAACUAGCCAACUAAAUUUUAUUGAAAACGAUGAAGAAAUGGAUAUAUCCCUUUUUGAAUCCAUAUUUUUAGAUAACAUAAUAAAUGAAGGUACAUAUAAAUAUGAUGACAUAUCUAGCGAUUUUGAAAAAUCCGAAAAUAAAAAAACUCAAUCUGUUUCUAGCUUAUUUAUGCGCAACGAAAUUGAUCCCAUAAAAAAUACAAAUCUGAACCCAAAAUAUUCAAACAAUUCAGAUGUAGAAAAAGAUGAACAAAAUACAACAAGCACUGAUGAUACUUCAGAAGAAAAUGAAGAUGACCAAAUUAGAUGCAAACAAGAUAGUGAUAACGAAAACAGUUUGAAUCACUUAAAAAUUAACCAUUACAAAAAAUUACUAAGUACACAUAGUGAAAAAAAAUCGAAAGAAAAUAAUAAUCAAGCAGAUUAUCUAAAUAAAAAUGAAAUAAAUUGUUUUACACAAAAUGAAAGAUACCAAAAUAUGUUUCUUAGCAACGUUUUUAUAAAUCAUUUAAAAGUAAUUUAUACAAAAAUAAACAAAUCUACAAUCUCAAAAUGGAAAACAAACCAAAUAAUUCGAUCAGUUAAUAGUAUUAAGCAAAUAUUAAAAAAUACAAAAAUGGUCAGCACAAUAAUAGAAAAUACAAAUGAAGAAAAUGAUGAGGGACUUAUUGAUGGAGUUCAUUUUUAUAUAGAUAAAGAAAAAGAACAAAAUUAUAAAAUAAAUCCUAAAUAUUAUUUUUAUAAAUGUUUAUUUCAUAAUAAUUUAGAUGCCGCUUUUCUUUAUUUACUCCAUGUCAAAGACUACAUAUUUAUUUAUAAUUUCUUUAAACAUAUUUUACAAAAUAAUCAGAUUCUAAUAGUUAAAAAAAUUUCUAUUAUAGAUGCAUUUAUUCGUAGUGUCUACCGAGUAGGAGAACAAAAUGAAGAACAUAUAUUUUUAAAAAAAUUAUUAAUUUCAAUCUCUAUAAUUCGAUAUCUAUUAUUCCAUUUGUAUAUAAACAAUAUAAAUAAAAUGGAUUUACAAAAAUUAUAUUUUGAGGAUGCAUUUAAAAAAAAUAUCGUUAAAAGCUUAUAUAAAAAUAAAAGUGAAAAUAUUCUAGAAAUAAUAGUAAAAAUUAUAGAUAUGUCUAAAAUUAAUUUAGAGCACACUAAAUAUGAAUUAUUUAUACAAAAUAAAUAUAUCACUUGUAAAAUAUACAACGACCUAUUAUCCUUGUCAAAUAACCAAACCAAUUUCCAUUCUCAAACUGAUAAAACAAAGGAAAUAGACAACGAUCCAAAUAGCUCACAUUUUCACAAUAAUGAUCACACCUUAACAAAUAAGUAUCAAACAAAAUUUCAAUACAUUUUUGAAAUCGAAGUAGAAAAAGAAAUAAUGCAAGAAAUCCAAAAACAAAUAUCUAACAAUUUUUUACUUAUAUAUAUUUUAAAAAAUUUUCAACGUUUAAGUUUUAAUAUUGAUUUUAUUUUUAAAAUAUUAUUUUAUAUAUACCAAAUAUGUUUAUAUUAUAUAUGUCCAGCAAUCUAUUUUAUUAUGCUAUCCUCUUUUCAGAUCAGUUUCGAUAAAUCAUUAUCCUACUUACAUCAACAUAUAGCUAAUCUAUCAAAAAAUAAAUUAAUAUCUACAAUGGUUAAUAUUAGAAAAGUUUUUUUUUAUUUCAAAAAUAAUUUAAAUCAUAAUUAUAUCAUAAAUAGUAGUUCAUCUCAAACAGAUUCUGAUCAAUGUUUACAAAUAAAUAAUACACAAAAUAUAUUUUCUAUUGUAUAUCCUGAAAUUUCAUCUAAAAUAGACCAAAUAACACAAAACCAGUUUAACAACAACAUGAUUUUAUUGUAUCUUUCAAACUUCUUAUCAAAUUCUUAUUUCAAAAUAAAUAACACAGAUUUUGAUUCCCCAUCACAAAGCUUCACAUUUUCACUCAACCAAACAAGCUUAAAAAAAUUUAAUAAAAACAAUUUGAACAUUUCAAAAUUUGAAAAUAUAGAAAACAAAACAAACCAAGACAAUUUCGACUACCUACUAAACAAAUCUAAUGCUUCACCAUAUUUAUAUGAUUUAAAUUUUUUACUAAACUAUUUAAGAAUCGAUUUUUAUCCUUACAUUUUUUUAAGUUUACCUGACUAUGAGCAAGUAAAAGAAGUCAUCAAUUUAAUGCAAAGAAAUUAUUUUGGAUAUUAUAUAGGACAACAAAUUAUAGAACAUAAUGAAAUAAGUUUUGAUAGUAAACUAUUUAAUCCAUAUAUUAUGCUAACUACUAAUGAUAUAUAUACAUACUUUUAUUCAAAAAAAAAAUACUUUAAAAUAUUUUUAGACUUGUUUAUUUACUAUAAUAUUGUAAUAAAAUUUGAUCAAAUAAAUAAUGACAAGUAUCAACAAUUAUUUAAACAUGUUUUAUUACAAAAUUAUGAGCAAGUUCAGAAUCAAAUAAAACUAAGAUAUACAAAAUGGAUGUUUCUUGAUAAAAAUAAACUCAAUAAAUUUUAUAUUUUUUACAAUUUUAUACAUAACUAUAGUAUAUAUAAUCAAAAAGCUUUUUAUAAAUUAAUUGUAGAUAACAUAUUUGAAAUUGAUAUUUUAUUUUUAAUCUUAUUUUCCAUUAAAAAUUGUCAAGAAAUAGUUAAAUAUAUUCUCUUUAAAAUUGUUGUUAUUACUUUUUUUAAAAAUGAAAAAAUAGAUGAAUUAUAUUUACAAAAUCUCAUCCAAUUUAUUUCCUCAGCCACACAAGACCAACACCAUCUCAGCAAUUUUGACGACUUUGAGACAUUAUUUAUUCAGGCUCAAGAAACGGAAAAGUUAGAAACGGAAAAGUUAAAAGCCAAAGUUGAACCCUUUAGCAAUGACAUCUAUAUAGACCAAACAAUGUGUAACACAAGUGAUACGGACAAUGACAAAUUCGACAACAUAAAAAAUGACAACUUGAACGAAAUGUAUCCCACUGAAUGUGAUGAAAAUGAUAGAUACUCGUCAGAAAAUACUAUAACAAACAUUUUCAAUGAAAAAGAAGAAGCAAUAAUUACGGGACUAUCCAAAAUGGCAGAUGAACAUUGUCUAUACACUACAAACACAAACAAUGAAGUAAAACUCGAAUUUGAUGAAGAAAAAAUAAAUGAAUUUGUUGAACAAAAUGAACAUAACCAAGUAGAAAAUAUACAAAUUAAUACAAAUGCCAUAAUAACUCUUUGUCUAAAAUAUAUAAAUAUUAAAUAUAUAAUUAAAAAAUGGAUAAAAAAUGAAUUAAAAAGUAUAUUAUUUAUGUCAAUCCAUCAAGAAACUACUAUCUUAAAUUUAUUUGAAAAAUCAAAAAAUUUUUAUUUUACAUUAUCUUCAAUGAAUAGCCAAAAUGUUUUUUAUUAUUUAAAAAAAAUGGUACGAUUAAUUUUGAAAACACAUCGAAAUAGCUCAACCAAAAGAAUGUACCAAGGACGGGUAUAUCAAUUUUAUUAUUUUUUUAUCAUAUUGCAAGCUAUGAACUAUCUUAAGACACAUGUAGAAGUAGAAAGUAGUAAUCCGAAUGAAAAAGUGUCCUAUUUUUUUAAAACUUCAAAUAAAUGUAAUAACGGAACACAAUCGACAUAUAUAAAUCAUGUCAAAAAUGAUCUGAACAACCUGGAUAAUGAUAUUGAUGAUAAAGCGGAGGUAGUAAAAAGCUUAUUUUUUAUAAUGCUGAUAAAAGUUGUAAAUAUUUAUUUGCCAACUAUUAACAAGCUACUAUUUAAUAAUGAAGAAAAUUAUUUAUAUUAUGACAAAAAACAAAAAAAAAUAAUAUUAAAAUAUGAUAUAAAAAGUUUUAUUUUUAUUUUAUUUAAUUAUAUUCAAACAACAUAUUCUAAAGGAUAUGAAUUUAUUUAUAUCAGUUUAUUAUUCCUCAUGGAGCAUUGUAUAAAUUUAGUUACACCAAAUGAAGAAGUAGAAAAGAAUCCAACAUUUUCUUACAACUUUAUAUAUAAAAAGGCUCAUAAUGUUAUAAACAAAUAUAUAGAAACACUAAAUCAAACUAACACAUCAACCACCUUUGAUUCCGUCUUAAACUUUAUAAAUAAUGAUACAUAUUUAAAAAUAAAAGAUGAACUAAGUAAGAUAUAUUUAAAAAUUCUAUCUAAUUGUAAAAAAUAUAUGGUAGUUAUUUGUAAAAUAAUUAUAGGAAAUCGAAUAAAUAUACAAGAUGAAUAUAUAUUAUUAAAAAAUGCAGAUAUAGAUAUACUUCAUUUUUUUACUUGUAAUUAUAGUCAUAUAAAAAUAAAUAAACAACACAUUUUAUCAUCCCAAGAUAAUAAAAAAAAACAAAAAAUAAAUAUUUUUCAAAAAUCAGAAAAUCAAAAUACAGAUCAAGUAGAUAUAUUUAAUAAAAAUAUUUAUAAUUUUAUUAAAAUACUUUUAGUAAUAAUUAAUUAUAACAUUAUUUCUUUUAAAGGUUGGCAAUACUUUGGAACUAUCAAACAAAUAAUUGCUGAUAAAGAAUGGUAUAAAAUAUUUGAAUCACUACAAAAUAAUAAAAAGUAUAGUCCAAUAUCUUUUCUGUGCAUACAAAAUAACAAACCCAACACUUCUCAAACACAUUCAGAAGAAUACAAUACAUCCUCUUCCUCUGAAUCCACUUCAAGUAGUUUCGAUCAAACAUUAGAAUUUUUUUCUAUAAAAAAAAAAGUUACAUCUACCAAUCCUUCACCUGAUAACGAUACAAAACAAAACAAUAUACCAAAUUAUGAUCUAAAAUAUUAUGACUCAGAUUCUAAUUUACUUUCAAAUGAAUAUAAUAAAGAAACAUUAUCUGUUCCGUCUCCUACUCUAGAACCAGUAAAGAAGUCUUACGACGAGGAUGAAGAGAACUACGACGAGCAUGUAGAAGGUUAUGACAAACAGGAAGAAAGUUAUGAAUCACUAAUGAAAGACACAGUAUUAAAUAAAUAUGGAAAGGGUUUCUUGUCAUCCUAUUUAGAAACACUAAAUACAAAUAAAAAAUGUCAAAAACAUUUUAAAAAUAUUUAUAAAAAAUCUAAAAUGAUAAAUUUAUUAAAAUAUUCUUUAUACAUUUUAGAUUAUUGGGAUAUUGAUAUUGCUGAUAAUUGCCAAGAAGGAGAAAAAAAAAAUAAAAAAAUAAAUAAACUUAAUACUCAUAUAAAACAAAGUAAACUAUUUAGAAAAGAUACUGAAUUAAAAGCAGAAGGAAAAGAAGAAAGUUUACAAUUAUUAAUCUUUUUUGCUAACUAUUUUUACUUCUUUCAAAAUUAUAUACAAUAUAAAAUACUUUUAAAAAUGUACAUAAAUAAUAAUCUAGCAGAAGCAAAUGAAUUAUUUUUUAAUAAAGGCCGAAUGUGGAGUUGGUAUUCUAGUGAAAACAAAAUUAAAACUACUAUCGAAGAAUAUCUAAUUAAAAAUAUAUCAUGUACUGAUUUAUUUAUUUCAAAAACAAAUGAUGAAUUUUUAAAACUAAUAAAUAAAAUGAAUUCUAAAUAUUCCUAUCCUUCAAAACGAUCUUCUAAAGCAUCUGAAAAAGAAACACUUCUCAAAGAUACAAACAAUUACAUUAAAAAUUUACCAGAACAAAAUUAUGAUUGUUUUUAUUUAAAAAAUUAUCAUACUAAUAAAUUUAACAAGUACUUCAUCCGAAGUUCACAAAUCCAAUACUACCUCUUCGCAAAGUUCGGUGGCACAAAUAUUGCCACACCCCAAAGUAAAAAAAAUAGUGCCUCAUCUCAUGAAAACUCAGCAAUGAACAUAUCAAAUAAUACCGUUGGCAACUACAACCUUGGCAAUCGCAAUCAUAGCACGAAGUCUGGAAACUUCCCUAUAUUUUUACUCAACAUAUUAGAUAUAUAUAAAAACACAACAGAUGUUUACGAUUUUUAUUAUCAAUUAAUCAUACACAAAUUAAAAGAUGACGACAAAAUGAAUCUUACAAAAAUACAAAACUAUUGGAAUAAUUUACAAAUAUAUUUUAAAAAUAAAAUUAAUAAUUAUGAUUUAUAUUUAAUGCUUUUUUAUUAUCAAUAUUUUACAUUCCAAUCUAUUCAAAAUGCAAAUCCAUCUAUUUCCUAUUUGCCAGAAAACGAACAAAAAUUCAUUCUCUAUAUGUGGAUAAAUUCAACUCAUGAUUUAGAGAAAAAAUACAGAUAA
Messenger RNA from Plasmodium vinckei vinckei, 12504 nucleotides. RefSeq names its product conserved Plasmodium protein, unknown function. The transcript has 4 exons. NCBI's taxonomy places the organism in Eukaryota, Apicomplexa, Aconoidasida, Haemosporida, Plasmodiidae. The coding region runs from base 1 to 12504 and encodes 4167 amino acids. The record is from RefSeq and is a predicted model, not a curated record.